AUGGCCUCCUCGCGCGAUGCCCCAAACCCCCUCAGACCGUACUACAUCCCGCCUUCCAUUGGCCCGCCUCCAGAGGUUCCGCAGAACCAGACCGUCUCGUCACCACUCCCGCCCGCUUUCAAGCCUGCCCCCAGCAAUAAAUCGAGUCUGGGCAGCCAGGCACGCGACAUUCUCUCAGAUCUCGACUAUGACGCGUACUUUCCAGAGACAUCGCCCACAAUAGCCGGCCAUGCAAAGAAGCUGCUGGAUCAUGCGCUGUGGAACUACACAAGCGUGCUGCUUGCCCAGCCAUUCGAGGUAGCGAAGACGAUACUGCAAAUCCACGAGGCCAAGGGACAGCUUUCCGCGCUCAAGGAUGCUAGUGAGUGGGGCCACAAGAGAGGGCCAGGGAGCUUUGCCAGUGGAAAGUUUGAGGAUUUCCCGCCUUCAGACGAAGAGUCUGACGAGGACUCUCCGGGAUACUUCACCACAACAGCACCGCGCGUGAACCCCACUUCGCCAUACUCGCCCAACGACUCGCCAUCGAGGUCCCCGCGGAGGCGCCAUCGACGACUCGAUAGUCGAUCCCCCUCGCGGACACCAACUCAACCCCCACCAUCGUCACUCAGGAAACUAGAACUCAAGCGGGCAGACUCUCUUCUCGAAGUAAUAGGGCAAUUAUGGCAGAAAGAGUCAGCUUGGGGAGUGUGGAAAGGCACAAACUGCACCUUCAUCUACAACUUCCUGCUCAAGACGACUGAGGGCUGGUUUAGAAGUCUGAUCUCAGCCCUGCUGAACAUACCCGACCCCGGGCUUGUGGGGGCAGCAGGAAGCGGCAUUGGGGGUCUCGAUGUGCUCGACAGUCCCAACCCAUUGACAUCCCUCGGUGUCGCUGUUGCUGCAACAGCCAUUGCCGCUACCCUCCUCGCACCCCUCGAUCUAGUGCGAACACGCCUGAUCAUCACACCCAUCUCAUCCUCCCCACGCUCCAUAUACCCAUGUCUCUCCCUCCUCCCUUCUCUCUCCGUCUCCCCCACCCUCCUCCCCGCAACCAUAAUGCACGCCUGCGUGCCCACACUUGUCUCCUCAUCCACCCCUCUCUUCCUCCGCUCAACACUAAGCAUCGACCCCAUCCUCACCCCCGCCACCUACUCCUUCAGCACCUUCCUCUCCUCUACCGCUGAACUCUUCAUCCGUCUCCCCCUCGAGACAGUUCUCCGCCGCGGCCAGGUCGCCGUCCUGCAAGAACACGAAGCACAGCGUGUCGCACAAGAAUAUCAGGCCCCACCCAGUCGCUCAAAGAGCCCAGCUUACGGUCUGGACAGGCCGAGUAACGACAACGGAUUCGAUACAAUCGUUGAUCCUGGUCAGUACAGGGGUGUCCUGGGUACCCUAUGGUUCAUUGUUCGUGAGGAAGGCAUCUCAGUCUCAGGUCCCAGCGCGGCUAAAGCAGCAAGCGCAAAGGCAAUGGGAUUCUCCCGACCACCGCGUACAAGGAAGGGUCAGGGUGUGCAUGGUCUCUGGAGAGGCUGGAGAGUCGGUGUCUGGGGCUUGGUCGGUAUUUGGGGUGCUGCUGCUUUGGGUGGAGGUGGAGGCGAGUUUUAA
Molecule: messenger RNA, 1584 nt
Organism: Bipolaris zeicola 26-R-13
Lineage: Eukaryota; Fungi; Ascomycota; Dothideomycetes; Pleosporales; Pleosporaceae
Exons: 2
Coding region: 1-1584 (527 amino acids)
Source: RefSeq, a predicted model, not a curated record